Hyla sarda is the source of this 1846-nucleotide messenger RNA. Its product is annotated as galactoside alpha-(1,2)-fucosyltransferase 2-like. Bases 475 to 1566 code for a protein of 363 amino acids. Lineage: Eukaryota; Metazoa; Chordata; Amphibia; Anura; Hylidae. Gene Ontology annotation, cellular component: membrane. The transcript is spliced from 4 exons. Gene Ontology annotation, molecular function: galactoside 2-alpha-L-fucosyltransferase activity. Gene Ontology annotation, biological process: carbohydrate metabolic process. The record is from RefSeq and is a predicted model, not a curated record.
UGCAGGGCGUAACUGACAGCACUGGACUCACUUUUAAGAUCGUCGGCUUUCAAGAUUGUAAAACAAUAGCUCCUAGCACACUCGUCACUUCAUACCUGCACUACAGUUGAACAUGGUAAAGACUUCUAGCAAAGGGUUAAUCUGACUUGGAAACAAAAGGUCUAAAUCUACAACUGAAGCAACCUGCGUCAACAGGGUUUACAGAGAAUAGUAUGAAAAAGAGAAAAUAUCCAGUGAGCGACAUUUGUGUGGACGAAAGGCAACAGUAACUCAAAUAACCACUUGUUACAACCAAGGUAUGCAGAAUACCAUUUCUAAACGGACAUUGCAUCCAACCUUGAAGCAGAUGGGCUACAGCAGGUGAAGACCACAGCAGGGGCUACUCCUGUGAGCUAAAACAGAAAACUGAGAGUACAAUUUGCACAGGCUCACCAAAAUUCUACAAUAGAAGACUGGAAGAACAUUGCCUGGUCAAUGAAUCACAAUUCCAACGGUGAGAUUCAGAUGGCACGCUGGGACCCUUCAAAAAUGAACAAACUUUUUUUCUGGUCCCUCUGUGUAACCCUACUUUUCCUUGGUAUUAUGUGGAUCUCAUUCAUUUACUACUACAACCUGGAUAUAUAUAUGUUCAUGAACACAUUCAAGAAAGGGAUCUUACUUAAAACAUCAGAAAAAAAAGGUAUGUGGACUGUCAAUGCCAUUGGACGUUUGGGCAAUUUAAUGGGUCAGUAUGCAACACUCUAUGCCCUUGCCAAGAUGAAUGGCCACAAAGCUUACAUUGUGCCCGAUAUGUACAACCAGCUGUCAAAGAUCUUUAAGAUUAGAUUACCUGUGCUUCACCAAGAUGUCAUGAACCGCAUCCAAUGGAGACAUUAUGGACUACAAGACUGGAUGUCUGAUGAGUACAGAUACAUUGAAGGUGAAUAUGUUAAUCUUGUAGGUUACCCGUGUUCAUUUACUUUCUACCACCAUAUAAGAGAUGAGAUUCUUCGAGAAUUUACUUUCCAUGAUUUUAUUAAAGAGGAGUCUAACGCUUAUCUUGAGAAAAUUAGAGGAAACAAGAAGAACAUCACCUUUGUCGGGGUUCACGUUCGCAGGGGAGACUACGUGCAGGUAAUGCCAAACACAUGGAAAGGGGUGAUUGCUGACAAAGGUUACUUGCAAAAAGCCACGGACUACUUCAGAAAUAAGUAUGAGAACCCUCUCUUUGUGGUCACCAGUAAUGAGAUGGAUUGGUGUAAAGAGAAUAUAAACAAUUCUUUGGGUGAUGUCAACUUUGCUGGAGAUGGACAGGAGGGCUCGCCUGCUCGGGAUUUUGCAUUGCUGGCACAUUGUAACCACACCAUCAUGACCAUAGGGACAUUUGGUAUUUGGGUAGGUUACUUGGUAGGAGGAGAAACCAUCUACUUAUCUGAUUAUGUUUUACCUGACUCUCCAUUCCUUAAAGUUUUUAAGUAUGAAGCUGCUUUUCUUCCAGAAUGGAUUGGGAUUCCAGCGGACCUCUCACCGCUUCUUAAUGAAAAAAAAACCCUAAUGACUUUUUCAGGUUUCAUAAAAAAAAAUUAACAAUAAAAUGUUAAAUGCUAUAAAAUUACAAAGACAGUACUGUCUUCUUCAAUCUCCCAGCUAUCUGGCACAGGUGCUUCAACAGUCCUCCCUAUUACUUACAAGCAGCUAGCAUAUGACCACUGCAGCCAUUGAGUGGCCUUGAAUGUUAAAUCGGUUGCCUGAUCACUGGUAGUAGUAUGACAUGUGACCACUGACACAACUGAUUGGCCAACAGCAGUCAUGUGUAGUCCAUGUGUAAACAAAGACAAGUUGGCAUCUGCCCUGGAUCAUUGGAGAA